ACAUUAUACACGAUUGACAGUAUUUUAAUAAAUAUUAAUAUUAAUAUAAUAUAAACAAGUCCUGUGGCUUGCACGUCAAUUCAUAAUUGCACACGUUUCCACAAAUGUUUCGAUGUUUGAAAUAAUCAGAAGUACGCACGUCUUGAAGGGAUUUGGAAAACAAAGUUCAGUGAAGCGGCUACCGAAACUUAAUCCGUUAGAUGGCAAUAACGAUACUCGUAUCACCUAUAAGGCCAUAAAGAAUGAUAUCCUCGUCCACCAAAUCAAUAAUACUCCCACUUGUUUAGACUCCAUAAAUACAAAAAUUGUAAUAUUAUGAUGUUGUGAUUAUAUAAUCAUAUUUGAGGUCUACUGAAAUAAUUAUUGUUAUUUGUUCUUAUGCCAGUCCAUUAUUACUGGACGAUAACACAGAGAUAACGAUUUGUUUAUUAUUAUUCAAUAUUUAUUAAUUAUUAUUAUUGUUUAAGAAAUGGGUUCGGAGAGCCCAAAAAUGGUUGCCAACGAAGAAACAUUUGAUGAAAACAGUUUGGCCGAGGCCAAUUCCAAGGAACAGUACAAAGAAAUGAAAAGAAAAUUGAGGCUUUUAGUCUAUGAAAAUGAAAUCUUUCAACAGACCCUGAAGACCACCCAACGGAAACUCCUGAAGGCUUCACGAGAUAAAAAUGUUCUACUAGAUAGGCUGAUAAUGUAUGAAAUGGUAGAUCUCAGUAGUAGCGAUGAUGAACUGACCGAGUCAUCUGAUGAAGGCGAUUCUACCAAACCAGAACCUAAGAAGCGAAAAGACCCACCGGCAAACAACAACUCUUCAAGUGGAACUAGUAAACAAUCUAUCAGUCCUCAAAGGACUAAUCCAAAUCCAGCCAAAAAACGAAAACCUUCUACUCCAAAAGCUUCUAAGUCUGCACCAAUGCCACUUCAAUCAAAUGAAUCUCAUCCUAACAACAAUGUAUUGUCAACGGCUGAGAGCAGUAAAACAAUGGCUGAACCAAAAUCAGGAAAUAGUUUUAGUCAACACAGUUUAGCAACAGACGUGUUUAAUGACACUUUUUCAGUGAAAAGUGAAUCAAACAGUAUGUAUGAUAUAGACACAUCACCUAACAAUAUUGCUGAAGAUAUGAUCAAUGUCGACAGUAUAGGAAAAUAAUUUACUCGACAAAUCCAUUUUUUUGUGAACUUAUAUUUUAAUGUUUAAUAUUGUACAUUACAUCUGUAACAACAUGUGUAUAUAGGUUGUAUAAAAUAAAUGUAGUUUUAAAAUGUAAAGCA
This is a messenger RNA of Metopolophium dirhodum (rose-grain aphid), 1266 nucleotides long. Its product is annotated as INO80 complex subunit E. Gene Ontology annotation, biological process: chromatin remodeling. NCBI's taxonomy places the organism in Eukaryota, Metazoa, Arthropoda, Insecta, Hemiptera, Aphididae. The transcript has 5 exons. The record is from RefSeq and is a predicted model, not a curated record. The coding region runs from base 470 to 1144 and encodes 224 amino acids. Gene Ontology annotation, cellular component: Ino80 complex; nucleus.